Myripristis murdjan (pinecone soldierfish) is the source of this 1454-nucleotide messenger RNA. RefSeq names its product recoverin 2 (gene rcvrn2). The transcript has 4 exons. The record is from RefSeq and is a predicted model, not a curated record. Gene Ontology annotation, molecular function: calcium ion binding. Lineage: Eukaryota; Metazoa; Chordata; Actinopteri; Holocentriformes; Holocentridae. Bases 235 to 822 code for a protein of 195 amino acids.
ACUGUUCAGACAGACUGUCCAUUUUACAUCUGUCUUCUGUUUACUCAUCACUCAGGAUUUUUUGUGGCCUCUAAAAUCAGCAGGCCAGGCGUGUGAGGAGAAUUUGGACGGCAGAGGAAACCUGAGGAGCUGCUGCAAAGGAAAAUCCCUUAAGACCUCAAGUGUCAAGUCAUUGCCGAGGCAUUUGACAGAGUUGGCACGUAACUCAGUGUGGAAACACUGAAAUCCAGUACCAUGGGAAAUACCACAAGCAGCGCUCUAUCAAAGGAGAUCCUGGAGGACCUGAAGCUCAGCACCAAGUUCACUGAGACCGAGAUUUGCCAGUGGUACGAGAACUUCCAGAAGCAGUGCCCAAAUGGACGCAUCAGUCCAGAGGAAUUUGAGCAGAUCUAUAGCCGCUUCUUCCCAGACAGUGAUGCCAAGAGCUACGCACAGCAUGUGUUUCGCUCCUUUGACACCAAUGACGAUGGGACAUUGGACUUCAAGGAGUACAUCAUUGCGCUGCACAUGACCUCCACAGGGAAGACAACGAGGAAGCUGGAGUGGGCCUUCUCGCUGUUUGAUGUGGACAAGAAUGGAUACAUAACUAAGGCAGAAGUGACAGAGAUCUGCCAGGCUAUAUUUAAGCUGAUCCCCAAGGAGGAGCAGAACAGGCUACCAGAGGAUGAGAAUACACCCGAGAAGAGAGCCAACAAGCUGUGGUCUUUCUUUGAAAAGAAAGACAAUGAGCGAUUGGCUGAAGGAGAGUUCAUUCAAGGGGUAAUUGAAAAUGAAAAUGCUAUGCGUCUUAUCCACUAUGGACCUAUCAAUACCAAACAAUGAAGUCAUACCCUUUGAUCCCCUCGUCUCUUUUCUACCUUUAGAUUCUUCCCAUGCUCUCUACUUUUCUUGUCUCUCUCUCCCUCUCAGCCUCAUAUGUUUUCUCCUCCCUCUGUGUAAAUACUCUUUUUGUUGCAGUGACUUUGUUAUAACUGUACCUUUUAAGUAAGUUUUCUUUAUGUUACAUAAUCUUACUAAUGUUUGUUAAUACAUUCAUGUUAAAUCGAGGCAUAUGUAUUAAACAUUUGUACAGCCAGGAAGCAGAUAGUAACAAGAUUGUAUUGGUCACUAGGAAAGUGCAUUUUCUGAAGAAAAUGUGUGUGAUUGUGUGCAUGAAAUUAUUGCUUGUUAACAAUUAAAAGUAUAAAUGCUAGAAGGAGUUAGGCAACAAGUUGUGUUAACCAUCUGUGUAAUCACAGACUUAGCACUCACACAGCUGGUCGGAUGGUGGGGAAUGUAAAAAUGUAAAAUCUAUAUAAUCUCUGAAUAUGUUAUUUUUUAACUGUGCUUCUGUUGGAGAGCUUUUCACAACCUAAAUGUGAUGCUGACACUGGAGAGAAGAUAUAAGUAUUAUUCCCCAUUGGCAGCUGGUUGUAGCUUCAGAUUUUUGACAGUUCUGAGAUUAACUUGUUGGU